This is a messenger RNA of Humulus lupulus (European hop), 1142 nucleotides long. Its product is annotated as protein EXPORTIN 1B-like. NCBI's taxonomy places the organism in Eukaryota, Viridiplantae, Streptophyta, Magnoliopsida, Rosales, Cannabaceae. The transcript has 4 exons. The record is from RefSeq and is a predicted model, not a curated record. Bases 697 to 927 code for a protein of 76 amino acids.
GGCACUAAUUACUUGAAUAUGUUUUCUUCAGCUUCUAAGUGAAGAGGUGUUUGAUUUCUCAAGAGGAGAGAUGACUCAAAGUAAGAUAAAGGAGCUUAAAAAAUCAUUGAACAGGUAGAUAAUUUAUGUUUUUUUUUUUAUUUCAUUUUGGGAUGCAUUUCAUGUUUUAUAUUGUAUUGUUUCAUGAGUGCUCUUUUUUUUUCCUUCUGUAGACUUAUCAUUUGCUUAUAAUUAUAUAUAUUAAGGACAGUUCUUUUAGAUAUCCUUUGAUGAGAAGUCAUUAUGCACUUUUUAAGUUAUUUUUAUUCACUAUUAUACACAUAUUUUGAUACAAUGUCUUCCGGGUGAACUGCCACCACAAAGUCAAGUGAUCUGAUCACUUAUCUUGGACUACUGAUAGUCACGUACUGCCAGUUCAUAGUCAUCAUAUAUUUGGCUUUUAUUUUCUAAUUGGCAUGUCACAUGUUACCGUAAUGAUAUGUUUAUGCAUUUUUCCAAUCUCUCACACAUAAUGUGAUUGGUUGUUGCAGUGAAUUUCAACUCAUUCAUGAGCUAUGCUUAUAUGUACUAUCAGCCUCUCAAAGAACUGAGCUUAUACGUGCAACACUCUCCACAUUGCACGCAUUUCUCUCAUGGAUUCCCCUGGGAUAUAUAUUUGAGUCUCCAUUGCUUGAAACGCUGCUGAAUUUUUUCCCCAUGCCAUCGUUUCGGAAUCUCACUCUUCAGUGUUUGACAGAGGUUGCAGCACUUAAUUUUGGAGAUUUCUACAAUGCCCAGUACGUUAAGAUGUACACCAUAUUCAUGAAACUGUUACAGACCAUGAUUCCUCUUAAUACAAACAUUCCUGAGGCUUAUGCAAUUGGUUCCUGCGAAGAGCAGGUAAAGUUGUUUUUGGAGCAGGUUAUUCUACAACAUUUAUGGGUUUGAUAAUUGUUUUGAGUUUCCAAACUCAUGUUAUGCUUAGGCACAGUAUGAUGCCUCCUUUCUCACAUUUUAGUUUUCAUAAAGUACAAUUACUAAGUACCUGUGAUAGUUUAUUUAUAAUGUCUUAUUGAUACAUGAUUUGAAUUUUUACUUGUGCACCGAAGAUUCUUUUUGUUGCACUUGUAAGUUAUUGUUUUGAUGAGCCACAUUGUGCUGAG